AGAUGAAGGAUGGAAUGAUGGGAAUGUGCCAGGAGAUACUACUGUUGAAGGAACUGAAGGAGAACCUGGCAACAUUGCUGAAAAUGCAGAAGACCUGGAUGAAGUAGGUGAAGGAGAAAACAAGGAUGUACAGGUGGAGCAAGACAAGGACGCUGGAAAGGAAGAAGAAGAUGGAAAUGAAGAAAACACCAGUGGCGCAAAUAUGAAGGCAGGCAACAAUGAGGAUGUAAAUGAAGGUGAGUACAACAUAAAUGGACGGGAAGAAUACACGGAUGUGAAGGUGCAGGAAAGCAGUGAUGCCAGUGAACAGAGAAGCAGGGAUUGCACUGGGCAGGAAGAUAGUGGUGAACAUGGGAAUGAAGUAGCCCUUAGUGCCUUUGGUGAAAAUGAGGAAGAAAAUAAGGAAGUUAUAGAAGAAGAUGGUAAUGAUAGAAGCAAGGUUGAAGAACAAGGUGAUGUGAAUGUGGAGGAAAACAAGAAGGAGGAUAGAAAAGAAGAUGAGCAAGGUAAUGUGGCUGCCCGUGAAAAAGAAGACAGUGAUGGUGACAAGGAAGAAAGCGGCAGUGGUGGAACUGAAAACGGAGAAGACACCCGAGAUGCUGGGAAUGAGGGAGCCAUCCUUUUUUUGGAUCGCAUAGAGUGGCCUAUGGAGGACCUGGAGAGAGGUUGCUCAGUGACAGCUGAGCUGAUGGAGAUCUUCAGGCGUGUCUUUGUGGACAGGGUGAGCAAUAGUUUCUACCCAGUGCCUCAAGAAGCCAUUGGAGUGGGCAGUGCCUUUGAGGGUUGGAGUCCCCACGAGUGGGAUGGGGUGUAACGUGUGCUGGUCCCGCUGAAUCCCCCACCAGGGCAUGCCUUCCACCUAGAGCUGAACAAUGCAGGGCAGAUGGCAGCAAGGACCUUCAGCGUCCGCGUGGAGCUGGUGUGCACAUUUGGGAGGGAGCAGCUGGGCGAGAAGCUGUUGUGCUUCCUGCACCACUCACAGGAAGAGCUGUGGUGGAAGCAGAAGCGCAGCCUCCUGGAAACACUCUGCACCAGCUCCUACCUGGACAUGGAGAGGACCUCCCACAAGUUCCACCAGCUGGUGAGAUGCUCGUGGCUCCAUGUGCCUCAGUCAUACUCAUGGCACUUGGUGUUUCAGCCUGCAGCCGGUCCUGCCAAUUCCAGCUAAGCAAAGGCAAGAA
This is a messenger RNA of Passer montanus (Eurasian tree sparrow), 1181 nucleotides long. RefSeq lists its product as uncharacterized. The transcript has a single exon. NCBI's taxonomy places the organism in Eukaryota, Metazoa, Chordata, Aves, Passeriformes, Passeridae. The record is from RefSeq and is a predicted model, not a curated record. The coding region runs from base 203 to 814 and encodes 203 amino acids.